This is a messenger RNA of Aspergillus melleus, 1056 nucleotides long. RefSeq lists its product as uncharacterized. Lineage: Eukaryota; Fungi; Ascomycota; Eurotiomycetes; Eurotiales; Aspergillaceae. The record is from RefSeq and is a predicted model, not a curated record. The transcript has a single exon. Bases 1 to 1056 code for a protein of 351 amino acids.
AUGACCUUUGGCACCGCACACGGCGAGCGCUACGGCGAGUGUACAAAGGACGAUGCAUUCGGUGUGCUGGACGCCUUCUACAGCAAAGGCGGCAACUUCAUCGACACGGCCAACGCCUACCGCGAAGGCCAAUCCGAAGAAUGGCUAGGCGAGUGGAUGGAAGCACGCCAGAAUCGAGACGACAUCGUGCUUGCCACGAAGUACACGAUUCCGUGGCAGACACACCAUCCCCAGAAACUGCAGUCGAACUAUGGCGGGAAUAAUGUCAAGUCGUUGAAAUUGGCCCUGGAAGGGUCGCUUGCCCGAUUGAAGACUUCUUACAUCGAUCUGUAUUAUGUCCACUUAUGGGAUUACACCACCAGUAUCCCUGAGCUCAUGCACGCGCUCAAUGAUUUGGUCAGCUCGGGGAAGGUCUUGUAUCUGGGCAUUUCCGAUACUCCCGCCUGGGUGGUUUCAAAAGCAAAUGAGUAUGCCAGACAGAAAGGGCUGCGGCAGUUUGUGGUGUAUCAGGGAAUGUGGAACGCGACGAUGCGCGACUUUGAACGAGAUAUCAUCCCCAUGUGCCGCGAUGAGGGCAUGGGUAUCUGUCCUUAUGGGGUUCUAAACCAAGGCCGCUUCCGAACGGAGGAAGGUUUCCAGGAGCGGGAGAAACACAACGAUGGACGAAAGUUCAUUGCUACCUCGCAGCGUGAUAAGGAUGCCUCCCGGGUCCUGGAGAAGAUCGCAAACGAGAAAAACGUUGAUCUGCUUCAUGUCGCCAUCAGCUAUGUCAUGAACAAGGCGCCUUAUGUAUUUCCGAUUGUUGGCGCCAGGAAGGUCUCGCAUAUUGAGGGCAGUAUCGCGGGAAUUGGUGUCAUCCUGAGCGAGGAGGAGAUACUCGAGAUUGAGUCGGUUUACGAGUUCGACUUUGGGUUCCCCCACACCUUCCUCAGUGGUACGCUGUUUGGUCAGUCCAAGUCGAAGGGUGCGGAUCAGCCCGGCGAUUGCUUCUGGAUCAGGCAGAUGGGAAAUUUUGACUGGAUUGAGAAGCCAAAGGCGAUACAGCCAAAGAAUUAG